AUGCGUGAAAUCGUUCAUAUUCAAGCUGGUCAAUGUGGAAACCAAAUAGGAUCAAAAUUUUGGGAAGUUAUUUCUGAUGAACAUGGUAUCGAUCCAACAGGUACAUAUCAUGGUGAUUCUGAUCUUCAACUUGAACGUAUAAAUGUUUAUUAUAAUGAAGCAGCUGGUAANUUAUUCAAACGUAUUUCAGAACAAUUUACAGCUAUGUUUCGUCGAAAGGCUUUCUUACAUUGGUAUACAGGUGAAGGCAUGGAUGAAAUGGAAUUUACUGAAGCUGAAUCAAAUAUGAAUGAUUUAGUGAGUGAAUAUCAACAAUAUCAAGAUGCAACAGCUGAAGAGGAAAGUGAAGGUGUCGAAGGCGAAGAAGAAGAACAACAUGCAUAA
Molecule: messenger RNA, 384 nt
Organism: Rotaria sp. Silwood2
Lineage: Eukaryota; Metazoa; Rotifera; Eurotatoria; Philodinida; Philodinidae
Source: the annotation of a GenBank genome assembly